This is a messenger RNA of Metopolophium dirhodum (rose-grain aphid), 2566 nucleotides long. RefSeq names its product fork head domain transcription factor slp1-like. Gene Ontology annotation, biological process: regulation of transcription by RNA polymerase II. Gene Ontology annotation, cellular component: nucleus. The coding region runs from base 263 to 1444 and encodes 393 amino acids. Lineage: Eukaryota; Metazoa; Arthropoda; Insecta; Hemiptera; Aphididae. Gene Ontology annotation, molecular function: DNA-binding transcription factor activity; sequence-specific double-stranded DNA binding. The record is from RefSeq and is a predicted model, not a curated record. The transcript has a single exon.
GCGGCGACCACAUCACCGACGACGAUCAGUCUUCUGACACUGCACGUUCCGUUCGCACGCGCGCCCUUCGCAUCGCACGAAUUAUUUUAUUUCCAAACCAUAACGUCGUUUUGGUCCGUACCGUGUUUGCUCGACGCCGCCGCUCUGAUCGCGUGCGCGCACAUGACACUAUCCGCCGAUCGUCAUUAUCGUUUUAUAUUUUCUAUCGACUCGCUCAAGUUAUAUUUGUGAUUUCGUGUUGUUUCACUCCCAUUCUCCAACAAUGGUGACCAAAUCGCUGAACGGACCCAGUUUCACCAUCAACCACAUAUUGGGCCGUCUGGAUGUGGACGACGAACGGGACUGCAAGAGCCCCGGACCGUCGACAUCCCGGUCGUUCACCACCGGCAGCGAGGCCAGCGACUGUAGUGGCGACGAUUGUCUGUGCGCCCCGGUCGACUACAGCACGCGGCCGGGUGGCAGCCCUUCGCCGCCGACGACGCCCGGUGACACGCACCGCCAUCACCGCCAUCACCACAACAGGCGUCCGCAUCCUCCGUCACCGUCCACGACCGAAAUCAAAGAGGAAGACGACGAUGACCUGCCCAAGGGUGACAAGUCACCGCAGCGGGACGGUGCCAGCAAGAACAAGGACGAUGCGACCACCACACCGACGCCAGUCGACGACAAAAACAAGAAACCCAAUUACAGUUACAACGCUCUGAUAAUGAUGGCCAUAUCGGAAAGCCCGCAGAAGCGGCUCACGCUCAGCGGCAUCUACGAAUACAUCAUGAACAAGUUCCCGUUCUACCGGAUGAACACGCCCGCAUGGCAGAACAGCAUCCGGCACAACCUGUCGCUGAACAAGUGUUUCGUCAAGAUACCGCGGAGCUUCGACGACCCGGGCAAAGGAAACUACUGGAUGAUCGACCCAAACAGCAGCGAUGUGUACAUCGGCGGCACCACCGGCAAGCUGCGCCGCCGGUCCACGCAAUCGUCCCGGCACCGCAUCGCGUACCGUCCACCGAUGCCGCCGCACAGCGUGGUCAUGCCACAGUCGCAUCACCAUCACCAUCACCACCACGCGGCCGCCGCAGCCGCUGCCGCCGCCGCCGCCUUCUACCAUCACCGCGGCGGACCGCCACACCAUCCUGCGGCCGGCGCGGCCGGCUGGCCCGGCGUGGCCGACUACCCGUCCGCCGCAGCCGCCGCGGCCGGCUUCGACUACCUGCACCAGUACUUCUGGCCACAGUCCACCGGCGCGUACCAACAGCAGCAGCAGCAGCAGCAGCGGCCGUCGCCGUCACCGCCCGCCACCUCCGCGGGUUACUCGAUCAGUCAGCUGCUCAGGCCCACCCUGCAGGUGCCGCCCAGGAGGCCCACGGCCGUCAUACACCCCGCGGCCGCCGGCGCCCUGCUCCAGGCCACCAUGAACAGACACCAUCAUCAUCUGCAGCAGCAGUAGUAGACGCGAUGUAAGCGAGAAAAAUGAAUUUUUUUUUCAAAGUUACCCUAUGAGUGUUUUGCACACAUACAUGUACAUAAUGAUAUAUAAUUGUGAAUGCAAUUUUUACGCUGCUUCGGCGAUUUUGAGUCCUGUGCUAGGUACACUAUUUUAUUUUUCGUUUCGUAUUAUAUAUACAGUGUUGAUCUCUCGAAAAUAAACUAUUAUAUUAUUAUCAUUGUGUACAUAAUAUUAUAAUUACGACGUAUACACGUACAAUAUAAUAUAAUAAUAUUAUAUGUACCAUGUAUUGUGUGGAGGUAUAUAUAUAAGUCAAUGUGUGACAAUUUAUUUCGUUCGACUCGUAAAAAUAAUACAUCACCACGGCUGCAGACGGUUGAGUAUUGAUAUAGUUUCUCAAAUUUGCGUUUUGAAUAUUGUUUAUACUUCUACACUUUACACGGUAUAAAUAUUGUAUAAUGUUAUGUAUUAUGUGUUAUUAUAUUAUGUUAUGUGUCUAUGUUCUAGUCACACGAGAUCGGUCCUAUAUAUAUAUACGUAUACGCGAGUACAUUUAGGUACGUUAUGUUAUAUAUUUAUAUAUUAAAAUACAAAGAUAUAGGGUUUGCGUGAUGCUUAUAAAUAUGUUUCCUAUAUAUAUAUAUAAUAUUAUGUAUAUAGUUCUAUAUUAUUAUUACGUAUUUAUAUUUAUAAUAAGCAUGUCACAAGUGCCUUAAAAUAAUUAUAAUAUAUGUGUAUCAUAUAAGACCCAACUAUAAUAUACCUAUUAUAUACUAUCUAGAUAUACAGUAAACCUACCUAUAUAUUAUAUAUUAUGUUUUAGGAAAUAAGUGCAUUUCGAUUGUUGAAUAAAUAUAAUAAUAAUAUUAUUAUUAUGAUGAUGUUACACGUUUGCAAGUUCGUUUGUUCGAUGGCAUCGUUAAAAAAAAUAUGAAUAAUAAUAGUGUUUAUAUAUAUUUUAUAUUAUGUACUCAGCUAUACUCGGUUAUUAUAUUAUGUUGUAAUAUAAUAAUUAUUCUUUAUGAAUAUUAUUAUCAUGUGUAUACUCAUACCUAUAUUAUUAUUGUAUAUUAUUUUUAUUUAAUUGUUGUCGUUAUAAUAUAGGUACCUAUAUAUACCUAU